CUCACUACUGUCUGUCUGUACCAGUCAGCUGACCCGCUGGUGCUCAGUUAUUGUUGUCUUUGGAUAGAAUAGCGCAUGAAGAUCUUUUCAUUAUUGCUGCGUGUGAGUUUACCGCGGCUGCAGUACGGCCAUAUACUGACCAGUAGCGGGUAUUCCUAGGAAGCAACAAUUAAGCAGUUUUAAAUCUGCAUAAUGCUGUGUGUUGGGUCACGUGCGGUACGACGUGUGGCGAGAGUCCUGGCAACAGCGUCAACAAUAACACACAGGGGAUCAACAGGUGGUUCAGGUGGCUCGGUCGACGUAUCUUGGCAAGGUGGUCCUUCAGCAGCUGGUCUACUCAAAAUGGAUGUACCCAAGCCAAAAUGUCUGGAAUAUCCACUAAAUGUUCCCAAAAAACUACUGAUGGGUCCGGGUCCAGUCAAUAUUCCUCUGCGAGUUCAUAAUGCCAUGAUGAAGCCAGUGCUCGGACAUCUGCACCCAGAAUUUACUCAGAUAAUGGAUGAAGUAAAAGAGGGCUUAAAAUACAUUUUCCAAACCAAGACUGAUGUUGUGUGCUGUGUUAGUGGUACAGGGCAUGCUGGAAUGGAGGCAACAAUGUGCAACCUUUUGGAGCCUAAUGAUGUCAUUGUGAUAGCACAGAAUGGUAUAUGGGGUGAACGUGCUGCUGAAAUGGCUCACAGACUUGAUGCUGAUGUUCGUGUGAUAAAGAAACCCCCUGGUGAUGUCUUUAAUCUCAAUGAGCUGGAAUCAGCAUUAUCAAUGCACAAGCCAGCUGUUCUUUUCUUGGUACAAGGAGAGUCCUCUACAGGAGCAUUACAGCCUUUAGAAGGUGUUGGAUCUCUUUGUAGAAAACAUGGGGCUUUACUUGUAGUAGACACCGUUGCAUGCCUUGGUGGUGUGCCAUUCUACAUGGAUUCUUGGGAAAUUGAUGUUGUGUAUACAGGCUCUCAAAAAGUUAUUUCUGCUCCUCCAUCACUGGCACCAAUUGCUUUCAAUGACCGAGCCAUGAAGAAGGUUCACGCUCGCAAAACGCCCAUAAGAAGUUUUUAUUUGGACAUAACGUGGCUCGCAAACUACUGGGGCUGUGAUGGAUUGCCUCUCAAGUAUCACCACACUGGACCUGUGUGCUCUGUGUAUGCCUUGCGGGAAGCUCUAUCCAUGAUGUGUGAGGAAGGGCUACACUCCCUCUGGUCCCGCCACCUCUAUUGUGCUCAAAAACUGUAUAAUGGUUUGAAUGCUCUUGGCUUGCAACUGUUUGUUGCCGAUCCUGCCAAACGAACACCAACUGUUACCACUAUCCGUGUCCCAGAUGGUGUUGACUGGAGGAAGGUGACUGAAUACUUUAUGUCCAGGUACCAAGUGGAAAUAAGUGGUGGUUUAGGACCUACUGCAGGCAAGGUGUGGCGUAUUGGUCUCAUGGGUUAUAACUGCAUCCCAGAAAAUGUGGAUCGGGUACUCAAGAUCAUGAAAGAAGCUUUAGCAAAUGAAAAAUUUCUUAAAAGCAAUCUGUAAUAUAUCAGGACCUUAACAAGAAUCAUAAGGGUCUGAUGAUACCUUGUAUAGGAAUUGGCGGUGUGGGAUAAAGCAAGCUGUUGAUCUAUGUUAUAUAAAAAGCUUCUCUCAAAGAUUAUGUUAAACUUUUUAAAGUUUGUCUGCUUUCAUCAAUAUUUAAGCAAUGUAAAAUUCUAACCGGUGCUAGCUGACAAUUUUAACAGGUGCUAUAAUUAGUUGGCAGGUUUACAAACAUGUCGUGUAGUACGUGUUUUUUCCAAGUGAUAGUUUAUUGUUCAUGGCUGUAUGUACAGCAGUGUCUAGCAUAAACACAACUUAGUUCAGUGGAGGAAUAACAAUCCUGUUAUACCUAGAUUUUCUAGAUGAAUGAGGAUUUGUGCCAACAAAAAAAAAAAAUUAAAACAUGGUUUAUGUUUUCAUAUGAAAAAUUAACAUUUUCCAUGCGAUUUUGGCAACAAAAUAUAUGCUAACCUUCUGCUAAAAAAGUACAUUGUGAGAUAAAAUAGAAACAACAAAAUUUCUUGCUGUAACUGAACUUAGUUACAGUACGGGACUAAAGAUUGUUAAAUUUUAAAUAUGGUAUUGUUAAUUUUAGUGUUGUAUUUUACUCUGACAUUAACUCUGUAUUUACUGUACUUUUUUUACUGUAUUCAGCUAAAAUAUGACAAAAAAUUUGGAUUGUGAAUAUUUUCCAGGUAAUUCUGCAGAACAGAUAGCCUAUACCUGUUUUGACCAAUAGUGUAUAUACUGGAAUAUAUAUAAAGGUAGAUAAUUCCACAAUUGAAAUUGUUUGUGCUCAACCAUAGUUUUUGUAAAUAAUUAUAUGAAUACACUUUACUGUAAACACUAUUUUUUACCUAUGUAAUAAACAUUACCAGUCAAUAUGUGAUAGGUUGUCUCUUGUCAAGAGUUAAGGAUUGGAAACGUCAAGUUGGGACUUUGUCAAGAGAAUGUAAUAGGCUUUUAUUAACAGUACUUACAGUAUAUUUACUUUAUAUAUAUAUAUAAAGCUGCCGAAAGACAAAUAACUUGCAUACUGUACUUAAAUUAGGUAAAAACAAAUUGAACAGCAAACCAAAUUUUUUUUUAAAGAUUAAAAGUAUUUUGAGGGCUUACCACCUAAACCACAUUAUUUCUAACAAUAAAUAUGUAUAAAAUCCAAGU
Procambarus clarkii (red swamp crayfish) is the source of this 2676-nucleotide messenger RNA. RefSeq names its product Alanine-glyoxylate aminotransferase (gene Agxt). Gene Ontology annotation, cellular component: peroxisome. NCBI's taxonomy places the organism in Eukaryota, Metazoa, Arthropoda, Malacostraca, Decapoda, Cambaridae. The record is from RefSeq and is a predicted model, not a curated record. Gene Ontology annotation, molecular function: L-alanine:glyoxylate transaminase activity; L-serine:pyruvate transaminase activity.